AUGAAGUACUCAAGGAUAGUCGUGAUGGGGCCGCCUGGAUGCGGGAAGGGAACCCAGUCAAGCCUCAUAUCUGAGAAAUACGAGAUUCCUCAUGUGAGUUCCGGGGACAUUAUCCGGGAGGAAAUGAAGAAGAGCUCGAAAGAAGCAACGGUUAUUCGGGAAAUGGUUAAUUCUGGAAGGCUGGCGCCUGAUGAGAUUGUCAACGAGCUGGUGCUUAAGAAGAUUCGGAGUAUGAGCAAGUACAUUCUCGACGGGUACCCCAGGAGAAUUGAGCAGGCAGGGAUGCUAGGAGAUGAUGUUGACCUGGUUAUAUUCAUUGAUGUCGAUGAGGACACGUGCAUCUCCAGGAUCUGCGGGCGAAACGAGGGAAGAGACGACGAUGACGAGGAGGUUGGAAGAAAGCGGUGCAUGGUGUACAACAAGGAGACUGCGCCUGUGCUUGAGUUCUAUAAGAGACAUGGGAAGCUCCUGACGAUUAAUGGAUGUGCCUCUCCUGGGACGGUGUUUGAAGAGAUCCGUAGGUCCAUCGAAUGA
This is a messenger RNA of Encephalitozoon cuniculi GB-M1, 534 nucleotides long. RefSeq lists its product as uncharacterized. Gene Ontology annotation, cellular component: cytoplasm. The transcript has 2 exons. Lineage: Eukaryota; Fungi; Microsporidia; Unikaryonidae. Gene Ontology annotation, biological process: nucleobase-containing compound metabolic process. The record is from RefSeq and is marked provisional. Gene Ontology annotation, molecular function: AMP kinase activity; ATP binding. The coding region runs from base 1 to 534 and encodes 177 amino acids.